Molecule: messenger RNA, 921 nt
Organism: Colletotrichum spaethianum
Lineage: Eukaryota; Fungi; Ascomycota; Sordariomycetes; Glomerellales; Glomerellaceae
Product: S1-like domain-containing protein
Exons: 3
Coding region: 1-921 (306 amino acids)
Biological process (GO): nucleoside metabolic process
Cellular component (GO): cytosol
Molecular function (GO): S-methyl-5-thioadenosine phosphorylase activity
Source: RefSeq, a predicted model, not a curated record
AUGGCCAGCCUUCCCGAGACUUUUGACCGUCCCGUCCACAUCGCCGUCAUCGGCGGUACCGGCCUGGGCAAGCUCGAGGGCUACACCCCCGUCGCGGCUUUGAACCCGACGACGCCCUGGGGCAAGCCCUCGUCGCCCAUCCAGAUCCUCGAGCACAACGGCGUGCCCAUCGCCUUCCUCGCCCGCCACGGCGUGCACCACCAGUUCGCGCCCCAUGAGGUGCCCGCCCGCGCCAACAUCGCCGCCCUGCGCUCCAUCGGCGUGCGCUGCGUCAUUGCCUUCUCGGCAGUUGGCAGCCUGCGCGAGGAGAUCAAGCCCAUGGACUUUGUUGUCCCGGACCAGGUCAUCGACCGCACCAAGGGCGUGCGCCCCUUCACCUUCUUCGAGGGCGGCGUCGUCGGGCACGUCGGCUUCGCGGACCCGUUCGACAAAGGGCUUGCCGAGGUUGUGAAGCGGUGCGCGGCACACAUGCAGGGCGACGGCGUCGUCCUGCACGAGAAGGGAACCAUCAUCUGCAUGGAGGGCCCCCAGUUCUCCACCCGCGCCGAGUCGCACAUGUACCGCUCCUGGGGCGGCAGCGUCAUCAACAUGUCGGCCCUGCCCGAGGCCAAGCUUGCGCGCGAGGCCGAGAUGGCCUACCAGAUGAUCUGCAUGGCGACCGACUACGACUGCUGGCACUCGUUCGAGGACGUCGACGUCGCCAUGGUCAUGAAGUACAUGGCCGCCAACGGCGAGAACGCGAAGCGCCUCGUCGGCGGCGUGCUCGACGAGCUGUCCAAGCAAGACAACAGCGACAUGGUCCUUGCCAAGCAGUGGGAGGGUGCCUCGCAGGGCGCCGUCAAGUUCAUGACCAAGCCCGAGGGCCGCGACCCCGAAGCCAUGAAGAGGGUCGAGUUCCUCUUCCCUGGCUUCUGGAACUAG